Yarrowia lipolytica CLIB122 is the source of this 414-nucleotide messenger RNA. RefSeq lists its product as uncharacterized. Gene Ontology annotation, biological process: regulation of transcription by RNA polymerase II. NCBI's taxonomy places the organism in Eukaryota, Fungi, Ascomycota, Dipodascomycetes, Dipodascales. Gene Ontology annotation, molecular function: RNA polymerase II cis-regulatory region sequence-specific DNA binding; protein dimerization activity; DNA-binding transcription factor activity, RNA polymerase II-specific. The record is from RefSeq and is a predicted model, not a curated record.
AUGGAUUCCCGAUCAGCCUCCAACUCGGCCACGCCGCCCACCGCCGGGUCGCCCGAGAGCGCCAAAAAGUCUGCGCGCCGAAAGUCGACGGUGCAGCCCAUGCCGCGGGCCCAGAAGCCCAAGGGCGAGCUGCUGACGGUGGAGGAGAAGAAGGCCAACCACAUUGCCAGCGAGCAGAAGCGCCGUCAGGCGAUCCGCGAGGGGUUUGAGCGCAUCACCAAGAUUGUGCCCAACCUGGACAAGAGCCAGGGCCGGUCCGAGGCGAUUGUGCUCAAUAAGACGGUGGCCUUUUUGAAGAACCUCAUUGCGGAGGGCAAGGAGCUCGAGCUGCGGUGCAACGAGCUGCAAAUUGUCACUCCUCCGCCGGCGGGCAUGUCCAAGGAGAAGGUCAAGAAAGAGGAGUCUCCGGUCUAG